Polyodon spathula (Mississippi paddlefish) is the source of this 1234-nucleotide messenger RNA. RefSeq names its product vesicle-associated membrane protein 4 (gene vamp4). Gene Ontology annotation, biological process: vesicle-mediated transport; Golgi ribbon formation. The coding region runs from base 254 to 676 and encodes 140 amino acids. Gene Ontology annotation, cellular component: membrane. The record is from RefSeq and is a predicted model, not a curated record. NCBI's taxonomy places the organism in Eukaryota, Metazoa, Chordata, Actinopteri, Acipenseriformes, Polyodontidae. The transcript is spliced from 8 exons.
AAGCGGAAUCUCGCUGCGCAAUGUGCGUAACCGUGCCGGCUGUGUGUGUUUCGCUUCCUGGUGUCGAGAGCGGCUGUGAUUGUGCAGGAUUGAGCGGCGCUGCAAGGGUUAACACGGGAGCACUCACUCCCCAUUCACUAAAAAAAAACAAGCAAACAGCAUUUUCAUUUGAAGCAAGAGCAGCGCGUUUGGGAUAAAGUACGACACGCAGGUGGAGUUCAAAGGAGCCACCGGCAGCCCUCUAGGUGACGCAAUGCCUCCCAAAUUCAAAAGGCAUCUGAACGACGAUGAAGUCACAGGAUCUGUGAAGAGCGAGAGGAGAACCCUAUUGGAGGAUGACUCUGAUGAAGAAGAUGACUUCUUCCUGAGAGGGCCUUCAGGACCCAAAUUUGGACAGAAAAAUGAGAAGAUUAAGCAGGUGCAGACCCAGGUGGACGAGGUGAUUGAUGUUAUGCAAGAGAACAUCACCAAAGUGAUCGAGAGGGGAGAACGGCUGGACGACCUGCAGGACAAGUCUGAAAGCCUGUCAGAUAACGCCUCAGCCUUCAGCAGCCGAGCCAAGCAGCUUCGCAAGAGGAUGUGGUGGAGAGAGUGCAAAAUGAAGGCAAUCGUAGCGCUGGUGGUGGUGGCCAUCCUGCUCAUCAUUGUGGUUCCUCUGAUCCUGCGGUACCGUUAGUGCCAGGCUAGGAGGAGCCAGCAGGGGGCGCUGUGGCGGAGGACUCGGUGGCUUCUCCUCUCCCCUCUCCCCUCUCCCCUGUAUAUUCAUCUCCAGUUCAAAGCCAGGAACAGACGCUGCUGGGAAUUAAACAAGAGAUUUGCACCAAUCAGGCAGGGAGAGCCAAGGACCUCAGCACCGCCCAUUUCCCAGUGACUUAGCAAUGGAAUAAUCACUCAGCAUCCACCAAUCGGAGCCCUCCUUCCCAGCCCUCUACCAAUCAGCCUGCAGCCUCUCCACCUGCCACCUCUGCAGGGGGGGUCACUGUGGAGCUGGCACUGAAGACGCUGUGGGGUGCAAGAAUACUGCUGGGGUUCAAUAUGGAUAACAAGGUCUAGUGACACACUCCCUAUCUGUGUGUAAAAAGCAAAUCAUCUGGAGCUGAAGGAGUGUGCCACCGCUUGGCAUUGUUUUUUUUUUAUGUUUAUAAUUUUGUGGUUAUGUGAUAUCUUACACUGUCCAUCCAGUUGUUUUGUUUUGGAGGAGACAAUUCAGGCAAAAUAUAAAAAUAAUAAUAAA